AAAUUAGAUUUUACAAAUAUUUUUAAAAAUUUAGUUUUAUCUAUAUUUAAGUGAAUUUACAGUAUGGAUCUCAAUAAUUCUGCAAGCAGUACAGAUACAGAUGUACUUUUGAAGAUUCCACAUAACUUUUUUGAGCCACAUUUAAAUGAAAAUGCAAAUAAAAGCCAUUUUUCAAAUGAAGGAAGUUUCAUACAUGAAAUAGACAAGUUUUUGGUCGCAAAUAAACAAAAUGAUGUGCAUAAUUCUACUACAAAUGAAUUCAUCAGUUAUACACGAUUUGCAGAUACAUUGCAGCAAUCACAGAUCAAUCCAGAGGAGCAAGAUAUAAACAUCCAGAUGAUCAGCAUUUUUCAGAAAAAAAUUAUUCAAUGCCAACAAAAAAUUUCAGUAUUAACAAAAUCUAAUGUUGAAAAGGAUGAAAUAAUACGUCGUUUAAAGUCCAAUGAAGGAUUGGAUAUUGAAAAUGCAAAUUUAAAGCAUAAGAUAAAGAUGCUUGAACAAGAAAUGCAAGAAACAGUGGGCGUAAUAAAUAAAUUUAAGACUAAAAAUGAAAUGCUGGAACUUAAGAUUGAGAACCUUACAUCCACUUGUAAAGAAAUGAGUGACAUUUCCAAAAAACAAAUUCAAGAAUUGCAAAUACGUCUAUCAAACAGCUCGAAAUUGGAAAGUGAUUUGCACAAAGAAAUCGUGGAACUAAAAUCCAAGUACCGGGAAGAAAAGGAGAACUUCAUUAAAGAAAAAAAUGAAAGGUCGCAUAUGGAAAGAGAAGUCAAUAAUUUGAAAUCAGUCUUGAAGCAAAUCAAAGAAGAUAAAGUCAAAUUAAUUGAAAGAAAUGAGCAAGAUAAGCAAAUUAUAGAUAUUAAGCAAAAGAAAAUCUUCAACAACAUGAUGAGUGAAUUUACAGAGAAGGAAAGGAAGCUUGUUAAGGAAAUGGAUGUUCAAAGAACUGCAAUUAAAAAUUAUUAUCAGGCACAACUCGAGUCAGCUCUAGAAGAAAAAAUAAAGGAAUUUCAAGAACAGCUAGAAAAGUUUCAAUAUGAAAUUCGAAUUGAUGCUGAAGAUCGCGAAAAGGCAAGCAAUGAACGUGUAAUGAACCAAAUAGAAAUGAUUAUACAAAAAAAUGAAGAAGAAAUUGAUUUAAUUAAACUUAAGUGCUUAGAGGAAGUAGACUUGUAUCGAAUACAACUAAUUAAUGCAACCAAGACAAUCGAAUCAUUAGAAGCUAAACUUGAAGAAUAUCAAACAAGACGACAAAAUAUUGCUGACAAUCUUCAUUCAAUCAUGGAAUCACAAUGGAAGAAAAUACUUGAUGUCCUUACAUGCCCAUCUAGACCCCCUUCGCGCAAAGAUGAAAGCAAUGAUGUGUCUGAAAGUGAUAAUAACAAGCAGCAACAGCAAUAUUAUUAUGAGCCAAUGAUGAAUAAUUUAUCACGAAGCGAAGAAAACUUAAAGACAGAACUUUUGCGGAACUAUAUUGAUAAGCUUUUAAAACAAAAACCAAAGACUGAUGAGUCAAGUGAAAUGAAGACAAAUAAUCAACUAAACAAGUCACAGACGAAGCCUUGGAAGUAAUGACUAUAAGAUUUUGAUGUUAACACUUAAUGAUUUUCUUUCUUUAUUGCAAUAAAUUUUUAAUAAUAUUUUGUUAUACACAUGCGACUUAAUAAUAUAUAGCAGUUUGAUUAACUUAUUCAAAGAUCGAUCUAUAUACGCAUCAUGCUUUAGAGAUUAUUAAUAAUAAUGGAAUAGUAUCAUAAUUAAUUUAUUAUGAGAACUUGGGAGAAUCUAUACAGUUAUUUUUAGUCUAAUGAGUUGAGCGUCAAGAGCUGUUUCAGAACUUUGGUCUGCGAAGUUUCCCGAAUCUCUCCAGCCAAAAACAUCUCAUCGACGACUGUAUAAACUUUAUAAAAAUUAAAAACUAGAUCCAGUUCGCAUACAUUAUGGAAAUAUUCGUUUAAAACUUCAACAAAAUUGUGAAUGGCUUCGAGAUAACACAAAUUAUUAUCAUUCACGUCAACACAUAUGCAGAAAUAUAAUCCAGCAUAGCGUCUGUAGACUAUUUUGAAG
Chironomus riparius is the source of this 2067-nucleotide messenger RNA. The record is from the annotation of a GenBank genome assembly. Lineage: Eukaryota; Metazoa; Arthropoda; Insecta; Diptera; Chironomidae.